Panicum virgatum (switchgrass) is the source of this 387-nucleotide messenger RNA. RefSeq lists its product as uncharacterized. NCBI's taxonomy places the organism in Eukaryota, Viridiplantae, Streptophyta, Magnoliopsida, Poales, Poaceae. The transcript has a single exon. The record is from RefSeq and is a predicted model, not a curated record. The coding region runs from base 1 to 387 and encodes 128 amino acids.
AUGGUGAACCCGGUGAUCCGCCAGAUCCGUCUGGCCAUGGUCCUCAUCGACGGUGGAAGCGCCCUCAACAUCAUCUUCGCCAAGACCCUCGAAGACAUGGGCUUCGACAUGACCAAGCUGGUACCCUCGGACCAGGCCUUCUACGGCAUCAUCCUGGGUGCUGGCUCGACUCCAGUCGGCACGGUCACCCUCCCGGUCACCUUUGGCACUCGGGAAAACUACAGAACCGAGUCCAUCAUCUUUGAGGUGGCACCAUUUGAGACUUCCUACCAUGCCAUACUUGGGAGACCAGCUCUCGCCAAGUUCAUGUCAAUUCCAAACCACACGUAUCUUCUCUUGAAGAUGCCGGCUCCGAACGGAGUCCUCUCCAUCCGCGGCGACAUCUAG